AUGGACGUCAUGUCGGAGCUUACGGACCAAAGAGAUGCCUUGAAGCGGACUAAGGGCCAUCUGCACGACGUCGACGGCCACCUGAGCACGUCCAAAAUGUUCUUGUCGCUGAUGUCCCGGCGCAUCCAGGGCAAUCAGGCCAUGGUGUGGGGCUUGGCGAUCGUGCUUUUCAUCAUUCUUGUCUUCCUCAUCUACCUCAAGCUGCAGAAGCUGAUGGCUUUCUUUAGGUAG
Molecule: messenger RNA, 231 nt
Organism: Symbiodinium pilosum
Lineage: Eukaryota; Dinophyceae; Suessiales; Symbiodiniaceae
Source: the annotation of a GenBank genome assembly